AUGGACAGUCUUCAUCCAGAUUCUGCUGCGGCUAUGACCGCACACCGUCGUGAGGCGGUUCGCCUUGCGCAGCAACAACAGAAAGCAGUUGUAGAGAUGUGCAAGAGAUCCAAGCAACCAGAACCUGACUAUGGCUUCGAUGAGCUGAUCGGGAAAGGGAGUUUUGGAAGAGUCUACAAGGGACGCCAGCUUUCCACAGCCAAAGUUGUUGCCAUCAAAGUGCUCGAUAUCGAUGAGGCCGACUUCCACGCCUUUGGAGAUUCGAAAGACGAGCAGAUUCGAGAUUUCAACCGUGAGAUCCGCAUUUUGCGGCAGGCCCAAGAGAGUGGCGCACAGAACCUUAACCGGAUGAUCGAGGCGUUGCCUGUUCACAGUCAGCUCUGGAUGGUGUGUGAAUAUUGUCCCGGUGGCAGUGUGAAGACUUUGAUGCGAGCCACCGAGGACAAAUUAUCCGAAAAGUACAUCAUCAUUGUGGCACGAGAGUUGGCAAAGGCUCUGAAAGGCUUGCAUGAAGCUGGCAUCAUACACAGAGACGUGAAAGCCGCCAAUGUCCUCAUUCAUCAGGAGGGCCGCCUCGAGCUGUGUGACUUUGGAGUGGCUUCCAUCUUGGACACUCAAACAGACAAGAGAAAGACAUUCAUUGGGACUCUGCACUGGAUGCCGCCAGAGUUGUGGACAGAUAAUCCUGAAUAUUCAGACGAGGUCGAUGUCUGGGAGUACGGCUGCACCAUCUACGAGUGUGCCAUGGGCAAACCUCCAAAUGCCGAUCUGCGUGAACGCCAACAAUUGAAGAUGAGGAUGAGACGGAUGAAGCAAGCACUAUCUCUUCCGGACAGCGGGGAGUUCAGUGAUGGAUUACGUUCACUUGUCUCCUAUACCCUCACUCCAGACGCCUCCACACGGCCUUCGAUGAAGGAUGUCCUUGAGCACGAAUUCCUCCGAGACACCGAAGAGACUCACCCAACAAGCAUGCUGACCGAGCUCGUCGAAACGUACUAUGCGUGGCUUUUCCAAGGCGGCCAGAGAGUGUCCCUAUUCAUGCCCGGCGGCGCUGCCGCUGCUCCUAUACCUGGAUCCGAGGCCGACAUCGACGCCGACGAUGAGUGGAACUUUAGCAUGACUCAAGAUUUCGAGCGACGUGUCUCUGCCAUAUUGGAGAUUCCAGACUUCACAGGCAUGAGCUCUGACGAGACCAUGGAGGGAGAAGAGACACCGAAGGGGCUCCGCAGACCUGGGGAACUGUUGCCACCAAAGGAAAUGACGGCCGCUCAAAAGGCAAACUUCGAGGCCCGCGUCAAGCGAGGGGCAGAUCUUUCGAACCUCUUCAACCAGGACCAGCCCGCGUACGAAUACAAGACCAAGACCGAUUUCAUUCCUAUCCCAGAACAGCGUCGAAUAUCCGACUUACCUUUCCGGGCCAUGGCUGAAGACAGACCGAGCUCGAUUGCGUCGGUCGCCAUCGACCUUGGAGACUUUGACGAAGCGGACUACGCUAUUGCUGCAGCACCUCCAAGAACGGAGGAUAAAAUCCAGACGGUGUUCGCGGGGACACCCAUGAGAGAAGAGACUAUCCGACUUGCUGAUGCAUCGACACUUCGCGAAAAGCGCGCAAACUCCAAAGGGCCUCGAGACCCCAACAACCAAUCUCUGACUGCGAGAAGAGCUUCGUCGACAGAAGAACUCCCUUCAAGCACCGCACAACGCGACUUUGCCACAUCCCAGGAAGACUGGACUGUUAAGAACAGAACCAAAGCGCCUGAGCUCCAAGAGCCCGCGGAAAUCACAUCGUCACGACCCGGCCACGCAACCAUGGACUGGUCCUUUGCAAGCGCAAUGUCUGAAGCUGCAGUGAGCAUCCCGCAAAUCAACGUCCCAGACGAGGAACCAAAGCAAGACGCUCCAGGUCCGACUGAUGAAGAAACGUCCGCAGCAGCGGACCCUGAAAAGAAAGCCAGAAAACACGCGACAAUGGAAUGGUCCUUCUCGACGGCGAUGGCCGAAGCAAAAGCCACGGAAGAUGAGCAGCAAACCUCCGAAGCGUCUCCUCCUAGCGAAGUCUCCUAUCAAAAGCCCAUCCCUUCAUCCCGCCCAACACCCACCCGUCCCGCACCACUAAUGCGCCAAAUGACCAUGCCCGUCACACUGCAAGACUUCACCGCCGCCGAAGAGCAAGAAAUCCCCCGUCCCUCGACCGCACUGUCAGAAGCAUACAGUGACGUCUCGGCCUCAUCCACGGACGUGGAUCCAUUCGGUCUUGAGCGCGAGGACGUCGACGGCGACCACCCCGGCCCGGCCACCAUGGACGAAGACGUACACAUGGGGCAAUUCUAUUCCGGGCGCGGACGCACCAUGUUCUCUCGACGAUCUUCGGGGGUGAACACGCCGUUGACGGCGAACGGACCGGGCCCAACGCCGUAUGCAAUGGGACGGCCUGCGCGGAUUGGCGAGGACGGCUUCCCGGGUCCAGGCCAUGCCCAUCCAAACGGGCUGCCCAAUGCGCAUCGCGCAUCCGACUCGUCGCAGCUCUCGACCGCGACCGCCAUCCCUGUCGGGAUGAGGAGUCCCGUUGUGGCGUGGGUUCCGCCGGUCAGCCCGCCGAGCAUGGCGGUGAUGGCGGCGAACGCGUCGAACGAGGACGUCGAGGCCGAGUUGACGCGGUUGUUGGAGAGCAUGCAGGGCACGUUGAACGUGGCCCGGGAGGUUGUCGGUGGGUUGGAGAGAAGGAUGGACGUGGAGGAGGGGGAAGAGUGGGUGAGUGAGGAGGAGGAGGAGGAGGAGGAGGAAGAGGAGGAGGAGGAGGAGCAGUGA
Messenger RNA from Cladophialophora carrionii CBS 160.54, 2808 nucleotides. RefSeq lists its product as uncharacterized. The transcript is spliced from 4 exons. Gene Ontology annotation, molecular function: ATP binding; protein kinase activity. Bases 1 to 2808 code for a protein of 935 amino acids. NCBI's taxonomy places the organism in Eukaryota, Fungi, Ascomycota, Eurotiomycetes, Chaetothyriales, Herpotrichiellaceae. The record is from RefSeq and is a predicted model, not a curated record. Gene Ontology annotation, biological process: protein phosphorylation.